Macaca mulatta (Rhesus monkey) is the source of this 2627-nucleotide messenger RNA. Lineage: Eukaryota; Metazoa; Chordata; Mammalia; Primates; Cercopithecidae. The record is from RefSeq and is a predicted model, not a curated record.
AAGGAGAGGGCGGCUUCCGGGCUCUGGCUGGCGGGCGCUUUGUCUCGCUUUCGCCGCAGUAGGCUCUUCCUGUUAGUCUCCGCUGCUACUUCUUGACUCUGGGAGGCCCGGGUGGCUCUGCAGCAGCCUCUGCCACCCUGUGACCUGCGGGUAUUGGGACAUCCCUAGCUGACGCCAGGACACCCGGGAAGCAGAGGAAUGGACUCCGUGGCUUUUGAGGAUGUGGCUGUGAACUUUUCCCAGGAGGAAUGGGCUUUGCUAGAUUCUUCUCAGAAGAAUCUCUACAGAGAAGUGAUGCAGGAAACCUGCAGGAACCUGGCUUCUGUAGGAAACAAAUGGAAAGACCAGAGUAUUGAAGAUCACUUCGAAAAACCUGGGAAAGAUAUAAGAUAAUUUGCACUGAGAAGAGGAAAUAAAGUCCUCUGAAGGAAUCUUAGCAUGUCGUGAACUUAAAAACAAGCAGUCAAAACAAAUGCGUGAAAGGACUCACACUGGAGAAAGACCCUAUAAAUGUACCAUAUGUGAUGAAGCCUUCAGCUGUUCCACUUCCCUUCAUGACCAUGGAAGCGUUCACACUGGAGAGAAACCCUAUGAAUGUAAACAGUGUGACCAAGCCUUCAGUCGCCUCAGUUCCCUUCACCUCCACGAACGAAUUCAUACUGGAGAAAAACCCUACGAGUGUAAGAGAUGCGGUAAAGCCUACACUUGUUCCAGUCACCUUACUCGCCAUGAAAGAAGUCAUGAUAUAGAGGCUGGGUGUAGUGACUCAGCCUAUAAUCCCAGCACUUUGGGAGGCCAAGGGGCAGGCAGUGGUCAACAGUGGCCCGAACCCUUGGACUCCUUGCUCAAAGCUGCCUCAGCUCAUCUGCCUGAAAUUCCAGUUACUGUCACGUGCAGACCCAUACAGGAACAAAAUGUGGAUCUCUCGAGGUAGCUACCCUGCGCCUACAGACUGUGACAACAGGGGGUGACCCAGGGGAAAUUGCUUCACCAACUUUAAUAAAAUUAAUUAUAGAAGAAUGAUAGUUUCCAUCAGCUUGCUGGCAGCACAUUUCUGGAGGGGAAGCCGCAUCUCUUCCGGCCCAGGAUCCAUUGUCACCUGCAGAGAGAGAAGCGCCAAGGGAUCCUCAGAGACACCAUGACGGCAGCGCCAACCAAAAUCCACCCAGACAGCCGACUUUCCCGGAGCGCUGUUAUGUCUUUUUGGACUGAGAUAACUCAAGAAGAAAUGUCCCUAAUCUUCGUCCAUCUCCAGGCUUGGGAGAAGGUUGUGAAGAAACGUGGCUUCCAAAGCCUCACUGGUGAACCUGUGCCGAGUUGGAAAAUUAACAAUUUGAUGUCAGCUGUCCACAGUGAUGAGGCUGCUGUGCUGUCCUGUGUUCUGUUUGAAGAACUGAUGCGAUGUGACAAAGAUUCCAUGCCAGACGGCUGGCUGUCAGAGGAGGAAAGACUGUUUCUCUCGUAUUUUCCUUUGCACAAAUUUGAGCUAGAACAGAACAUCAAAGAACUUAACAUCCUUGCGGACCAAGCUGACACCACUCACAAGUUGCUGACCAAGACCAGCCCGGUGGCCAGCUCUUCCGGGACUGUUUCUGGGGUCAUGAGCAUCCUGGGUUUGGCCCUAGCACCUGUGACAGCAGGAGGCAGUCUCGUGCUCUCAACAGCUGCGACAGGGUUGGGGGCAGCAGCUGCCAUCACCAACAUAGUAACAAAUGUUUUAGAAAAUAGGAGCGAUUCAGCAGCAAGAGACAAAGCCAGCCGACUGGGGCCUCUGACGACAUCACAUGAGGCUUUUGGAGAAAUAAAUUGGUCUGAAAUCGGGGCUGCUGGCUUUUGUGUUGACAAGUGUGUAAAAGCCAUCAAGGGCAUCAGGGACCUUCGUGCCUACCAGAUGGCCAAAGCCAACUCUGGGUUCAUGGCUAUGGUCAAGAAUUUUGUGGUCACAAGACACAUCCCUUUCUGGUGGGCUAGAGGGGUGCAGAGAGCCUUUGAGGGCACAACUCUGGCCAUGACCAAUGGUGCCCGGGUGAUGGGUGCUGCUGGGGCUGGCUUCUUACUUCUGAAAGACAUGAGCAGCUUCCUGCAGAGCUGGAAGCACCUGGAGGAUGGGGCAAGGACAGAGACAGCAGAGGAACUGAGGACACUUGCUAAGAAGCUGGAGCAGGACCUGGACUAGCUCACUGAGCGCCACCGGCACCUGCUGCAGAAGGCAAGCCGGACCUGUUCCAGCUGCCGGGGAAGGGCUGUUCGAGGAUCCCGUGUGGUUAAACCAGAAGGGUCUCGCUCACCUCUCCCCUGGCCUGUCGUGGAGCACCAGCCUAGUCUGGGCCCUGGCGGGACACCGAGAAUACCAAAGAGGACAGUCUCUGCCCCAAGGACACUUGGCCACCAGCCAGCCCCAGGCCCCGGGAAGACACCGACAGCGAGAAGAGGUAAGUGGGAUGCAAGCAAGCCAGGAGCUGUGGGAAUCCCUGACAGUGAAGUAACCCCUCCUUGGGUGGGCGGGCCUCGGAGAAGGGAAGGGAGGGCCUAACGGGAAGAGGGGCUGCUGCUAGCUUUCCAUCCGGCCCCUGCCACGCCACCUGGUGCCUUUGCCAGUCAUCUCACGGAGCUCUCUCUCUACUUCC